AUGCUCAACGAGCUGGCCCGGUGUCCAAAUUACCAAUUAUCACUAUUCAAUAACCUCACUAGAAUCACCAAAAUGCCGCGAAAUAACCCAAAGACUGCUUUUCAACGUACUCGACCUUUACGCAAGAACUCGGUGCAGCAAGACUCCCGAGACAAAUCCAAUGAUCAGGGCUCGAUUGCAGGGGAAGAUGAUGAUCGGGUUGUAGGAAUGAAACAUCGAAGGGUGUCACCCAAAAGACAGUCAGGCAAAAGCAAAAAGUCGUCCUUAGAAGGAGUUGGAGUCUUUGUGGGUCCAAAAACUAGUCGUGAACGACUACAAGAACUGCUUCAGCAACACAUCACCAGGAAGAAGGUCAAAUGUGAUGGCGAAACUGGUCCCGCACGGCGCUCGCAGACGUUAUCAGCUAGACAAUUCAAAAUCGGAAAGUCCGGCGGAGAAGAAGUGAAGUCUGUAGCAAAGGUUCAAGAUCAAACUUCUAACAACAUUGACGUGGAUUACAACAUAUACAAUCAUUCUCAACUUAACGAAAUGCUCAGGGGUGUUGGGCUGGAUAUGUCUGCUGCGGAUAAGGAAGAGCUGGUCAAGCUGUGCCGGGAGUAUCACGAUUUGAUCAUCCUUCCAUCGCCAGAGCCGCCGUCAGAACAACCCAGGUCACGUCAAUCCACAGUGCCUCCAAUUCCAGAUCAGAUUCCAGUUUUACCAGUUCCUACGCUCGCAGAAUUCACGUAUGAAGAUCAAAACCAUCCCCCCCAAAGCCUAAGUCAAUCAACAUCAUCUCUUUCACUUAGGCAUUUUCGAUGGCCUGAAAAUCCUCCGAAAUCUAUCAAGCUACCUCCGAUCACUGAAGCAAGCGCGGUGAAAUCGAAACCCCAACUUACCGUUCCUGCCGUAUCAAAUCCAGAGGGAAAACUCUCAACACGAAAGAAAUUCACAAGAAUCUCUGUCCGAAGAAUUGAUCCUAAAUCAUCCAAAUCUGGUAACGCAGGAAGCUUGGCUCCUGUGCCCUCGCCCAGUUGCCAACUAGCCGAAGCGACAUCCGUGGCGGCUACUUUCGAAAAUCGGGAAUCCGUUGAAAUGUCUUCACCUCAGGCCAGCCCCACUCCUACUAGCAUACCUCGUCUGGAACAUGGUCGGUUAUUGUACCCUCGGCCAAAUCCGACGAAUCUAUCAUCUGCCCUUGCCUCAACGUCUGCGCCCUCUAGAUGUACUAAAGCCACCAAGGGCAAGGGGAAAGCAAAAGCUGACAGCGAUCAAUGGGAGCCAUCCGAAGACGAAAAUGAAAGUGAUCACUCCGGAAAUGAAGACUCUGAAGAACAUAUGUUUUCUCCACUUUUGGAAACCUUCGAUCAGCAGGAACCUCCCCCCCUCUCAACACCAAACCACGAUCCGUCUGGAAUUUCUACUGGGGUCUCACCUCAUUCGGGAACCUUCAAUCGGCAGAAACCUUGUCAUAGCUCAAUACCACACCAUGAUUCGCCUGCGAUCUCGGUUUCCAAAACUGACCUAGGUUCAACACCAUCCCUAUCAAAUAUGAUCAGAGAAAUUUACACCAAUCAGAUUUCAACAAGCUUGGAAAUUUCAAAGAACUCUGCUGCAAUCGAGGAAAUGCUCAAGCUUCUGAAGAAGACAAUUACUAGAAUUGAAGGUUUGAACACUGAGGUCCGUGCUUUGUCGCACGUUGUGACAAAGGUUUCAGGGAGCUCAUCACCUGAAUCAUUGAAUAUCCGAGGUGGCCGGAUUGCCGCACAUAUGCGAUUUCAUGUUGAAACACUAUUUGGCCAAAGAGAAGAUGAUUCAACGUUUCCGGCACCAGCUAGUGAUGAAGAGAAGGCAAAUUGGAUGAAAUCGAGGGAUCUGGAAUCCAUUGAAGCGGAUGUCACAGCGCCAACUUUCACGAUGGAGACAUUGGAUUCCCACUUUCCAUAUCCAGACGGUCCCGGCCACAAGGAUUCCACCCCUACCCAACUAUCUGUCAUGCGACAGAUGAUGAAUUCGGUUGGGGUUCGAAGCUUCCGGCCAGAUUUUUCAAUCUCUCAGCGGACCGGGGAUAAUAAAUGGUUAUGGGACCUCGCUUUGAAGAUAUUUGUCAAGCUUACCGAGUGUGGCGAGUAUCCUGGUGUACCAUCAAACCCUGAGGGUCAAGAACAAAUGAAGAAAUCUUUGACAACAUACGUACAAGGGCUCUCUAAACGAUAUCGCCAAGAGAGUUGGGAUCUUCAGCGUAAGAAUAAAGCUGUAGAAGAAGGAAGGCGCAAUGCCAGGCGCGGGCAUUGGUCGAUGUUGCAUGUAGUGAUGAUGAGACAGAAAAUGAGGAAGUAUUACCGAGCGGCAGCCCUUCAAAAAUUAAUUCAGCACCAUGUCACAUUCGCUCAAUUCCCUGGCGCAGUUUGGAACUACAAGACAUCCUCAUUGGUAUAG
Molecule: messenger RNA, 2418 nt
Organism: Melampsora larici-populina 98AG31
Lineage: Eukaryota; Fungi; Basidiomycota; Pucciniomycetes; Pucciniales; Melampsoraceae
Exons: 8
Coding region: 1-2418 (805 amino acids)
Source: RefSeq, a predicted model, not a curated record